AUGACCCUGGGGAUGAUCCGACAGCGUUAUUGGAUCCCUAGAGGCCGAGCCAUCGUAAAACAACAAAUUCUUUGCUGCGUGACUUGUGUGCGUUGGCGGGCGGCGACGCCACAGCAGCUGAUGAGCAGCCUGCCUCGCGAACGGGUGACGCCAGCUCGACCCUUCUUACACACCGGCGUCGACUACGCUGGAUCUAUUUUGCUGCGGAUCACAAAAGGAAGAGGCCAUCGAGCGUACAAAGCUUUCAUCUCCGUAUUCGUCUGCUUUUCAACAAGAGCCGUGCAUCUGGAGGUCGUAUCGGACUAUACGGCGGAGGCCUUCUUGGCGGCAUUGCGUCGUUUCACCUCUCGUCGCGGAUUGUGCCAAACCAUCUACAGUGACUGCGGGACGACGUUCGUGGGAGCUGACACACAGCUACGGGCCUUCUUUGCUGUCAGCAGUCCCGAACAACGAGCGAUAGUCAGGCAGCUCGCCGCCGAUAGAAUUACAUGGCGAUUCAACCCACCUUCGGCGCCUCAUUUCGGCGGAAUAUGGGAGGCUGCCGUCAAGUCUUUUAAGCAUCAUUUGAGGCGGGUGUUGGGAGAUGCAACCCUGACCUACCAGGAGAUGAGCACUCUCCUCGCUCAGGUAGAAGCGUGCCUUAAUUUACGACCUCUUCAGGCUCUUGAUGAUCCGAAAGACCUCUCCGCUCUCACGCCAGGCCACUUCCUCGUGGGAUCCGCUCUGACCGCCAUACCUGAACCUUCCAUGCUGGACAAGCCGAUGAAAGAGCUGGCCCGUUGGCGGUUUCUUCAAAAAAUGCGGUAUUAUUUCUGGGAAAGAUGGUCCCAGGAAUACCUCCACUCGCUAGUACAUCGCCCUAAAUGGUGGAGCAAGGAGUCGGGCUUCACAGUCGGCCGAUUAUGCCUCAUCCGAAACGAAAACCUGCCACCAACGAAAUGGCCCUUGGCACGCAUCAUUCAGAUCCAUCCCGGAGAAGAUGGUCAAAUCCGCGUUCUGACCCUCCGUACGGCUACCACAGAAUUAACCCGGCCUAUAGUAAAGCGCAUUCUUUUGCCGGUCGCCGAUAGCGAGGCGAGCGAGGAGGCUCAAGUUUGA
Messenger RNA from Formica exsecta, 1098 nucleotides. RefSeq lists its product as uncharacterized. The record is from RefSeq and is a predicted model, not a curated record. Lineage: Eukaryota; Metazoa; Arthropoda; Insecta; Hymenoptera; Formicidae. Gene Ontology annotation, molecular function: nucleic acid binding. Bases 1 to 1098 code for a protein of 365 amino acids. Gene Ontology annotation, biological process: DNA integration. The transcript has a single exon.